Messenger RNA from Spinacia oleracea (spinach), 1247 nucleotides. RefSeq lists its product as uncharacterized. The transcript has 6 exons. NCBI's taxonomy places the organism in Eukaryota, Viridiplantae, Streptophyta, Magnoliopsida, Caryophyllales, Amaranthaceae. Bases 140 to 904 code for a protein of 254 amino acids. The record is from RefSeq and is a predicted model, not a curated record.
GUCAUUGAUCUUUUAUUUUAAAUUUUGGGAUUCUAAAUUAAAAGUUCCAAAAUAUUGUAUUUUCCGGCCACCGUCGAAAAUGAAAUAUGAAAGUAAAACCCUGAGUCCGCCAUCCUAGGCAGCUCCAAACUCUAAACAAAUGAUCCCCCUCAACCUCACUCUCUCUCCUCCUCCUUCUUCUUCACUUUCUCUCUCAUCUCCCUUUCUUCCUUUCAAACUCAACUAUGCCCAGAACUUGCUCAAUCAGAAAAAGAAGAAUAAGCAAAUAUUGCAACUGAGAAGAAGAGGAAUAUGUAGGGUUGAACUACAGCAGGAUGCGCCUUUGGCGAUUGCUAUCGGCGCGUGUGUGUUGAAUUCCCUUUUGUUUUCUGACACCGCCGCUUCUUUUCCGGAGGAUGAAGACGCCGCCGUAAGCUCCACCGAUGCAAGGUUUGCGGUUAUGACUAUCAUUGGUUUCAUCCCUUACUUCAAUUGGUUGAGCUGGGUUUUUGCUUUGAUGGAUACGGGUAAACGACGUUAUGCUGUCUAUGCACUUGUAUAUUUAGCCCCUUACCUCAGGACCAAUCUCUCACUAUCUCCAGAGGAGAGUUGGCUGCCAAUUGCAAGCAUUGUUCUCUGUGUUAUCCAUAUACAGCUAGAAGCGAGUAUUAGAAGUGGUGAUCUUGAUAAUUUCAACUUCUUUAACGAGGCAGCAAAGCGUCUUGGUUUGGGUAAGAAACAUAGUCAUGUGAAACAUUCAGAAGAAACGCACAAGGAGGCAAGAAAACAAGGAAACAUGAAAUUACCUUUGGGGGAACAGUCAAGGGAUGAGAUUAGAAAAUGGAGAGUCCCCACAAGGCCUUCCCAAGAUGUUGAACACGUGGAUGAAGAUGACGGUGAUUUUGAUGAUAGAAUGCAACACUAAGGAAAAAUAAAUGAUAAGGGAUGAUACACUAAGGAAGGGUAAGGGUUAGCUCAUGUACAUCAAGACAUUUGUCAGGCCUUUUACUAUAGUACAUCGAAGAGAGUAGGUUACCGAUAUGAGAAGAGAUUACAGGCAUUUGCUUCUUUGUUCAGGCGUUUCCUGAAAGUUGACUGUCAAUUUUGAAGGAAAAUUGCCUCUGAAAAUUGUGGAUGCUAUUUUCUUGUAUAUUUUUAGUCACAUUUCUGUAGGAAAAUGAGCAUUUACAUCAAUAAGAAUAUGGCUCAUAGUUUUUCUUGUGAUAAUUUUCUGCUGUCAUCUUUAUAAUCUAUAAGAACGUUUACUA